This is a messenger RNA of Cottoperca gobio, 1175 nucleotides long. It is a transcript of the gene uchl1, whose product is annotated as ubiquitin carboxyl-terminal esterase L1 (ubiquitin thiolesterase). Lineage: Eukaryota; Metazoa; Chordata; Actinopteri; Perciformes; Bovichtidae. Gene Ontology annotation, molecular function: cysteine-type deubiquitinase activity. Bases 116 to 778 code for a protein of 220 amino acids. Gene Ontology annotation, cellular component: cytoplasm. The transcript is spliced from 9 exons. The record is from RefSeq and is a predicted model, not a curated record. Gene Ontology annotation, biological process: protein deubiquitination; ubiquitin-dependent protein catabolic process.
GUAUGACCGACAGCAUAAAGUACGGGAACGCUCUGUAACUUCCACUGACAGCUGCACAAACCGGCACAGCGAGAAGACAAACAAUUUGCGGAGUCACAACCGAAACAGUGCAAAAAUGGAGUGGACCCCAAUGGAGAUCAACCCCGAGAUGCUCAACAAGAUGAUGAGCAAGCUAGGCGUGGGGGACAGCUGGCACUUCGUUGAUGUGCUGGGGCUGGAGAGUGAGCAACUCUCCGCCAUCCCGAAACCAUGCUGUGCCCUGAUGCUGCUCUUCCCACUGACACAACAGCAUGAGUCUUUCAGACAGCAGCAGGCAGACAAGGUGGCAGGAGGCUCUGACGUUUAUUUCCUGAAGCAGACUGCAGUCAAUUCCUGUGGCACCAUUGCCAUGCUGCAUGCUGUGGCCAACAACAAAAGCAAACUGACAUUUGAUAGUGACUCUGCCCUGAAGAAGUUUCUAGAUGAGACUGAAAACAUGUCAGCUGAUGACCGUGCCAAACACCUGGAGAAAAACAAGGCAAUCUGUGAGGCCCACAAUGAGGUUGCAGUGCAGGGCCAGUGUAGGCCGGAAGCUGACAAAGUCAACUUCCACUUCAUUGCCUUUGUCAAUGCAAAUGGACAACUUUAUGAAUUUGAUGGAAGAAUGAAUGGCCCAGUGGAGCAUGGAGCUACCAAAGAUGGAUCAUUUAUAACUGAUGCAUCUAAAGUGUGCCGUGGAUUCAUGGAGAGAGAGCAAGGCGAGGUCCGUUUCUCUGCUGUGGCUCUUUGUCAGAGUUAAAUGUUCGGUAGGACACACAACCAAAUUGUAAACCAAAAUGUCCUGAAGCAUUCACAUGGCAAACACUAUCAGCAGGCACCCAGAACAACCUGUGAACACACACAUCUGCAGACACUAUGCACUAUAAAGCACAUAUUGUUGCCACAUACUGUACUUUUAUCUCAUGAACAAAGCAUUCUUUAGCACUUGUACACAUAAACACAAGCACACCAUUAAAACCUUUUGUUCUGCUGACAUUAACCGAUACAAGCUAGCUAAGCCUUUUUUUUUUUUUUAAUGGGAUAUCAUUCAGCAAUGGGAAUUGUAAAACAUGAGGUCGGAUAUCACCACUGCUUGUGUGUGUGUGUAUUUGUCUUUUUUGCAACUUUUUCGUAUGUAACCAUUGGUGCACCUGUGU